Messenger RNA from Papaver somniferum (opium poppy), 743 nucleotides. RefSeq lists its product as uncharacterized. Lineage: Eukaryota; Viridiplantae; Streptophyta; Magnoliopsida; Ranunculales; Papaveraceae. The transcript has a single exon. The record is from RefSeq and is a predicted model, not a curated record. The coding region runs from base 95 to 655 and encodes 186 amino acids.
AAUCUCUCUAUUCCUUCCGAGAUAGUAAAGGUGGUAGCACUGAGUUCCUUCAGAGCUUCUUCGACACACAGAGAAUAACAGCAGAUCUCAAAUCAUGGAGUCGAAAUAUAACGAAGACACGAGCAGAUUUGGAACAAGAAUUUAUGUAACAGCAUUAGACAGUAUAAUCAACGUAAACUCAAUCUUCGCCUUCGCAGUAUUCAUUGGUUUAGCUUGGAACCCAUCAGAUCCAAACAAUACUCUCAUCAAUGAUCCUCAAUGUAGUCCAGGAAACAACGUUCGUGAAGAUUUCAUCUCAUUUCAAGUUUUCUCUUUCGGUUGUUUCGUCUUCUCAAGUAUUAUAGCCUUAGCACUGAAACAAGCUCUGAAGAUUGCAAGAAACAAUACACAUAUUUAUGAGAUGGCUCAUAAUAGUACCAUGGCUCGUGUUAAUAAGACUGUUCUUAGGGUUGUGAUUCUAGGUUCUGCAAUUGGUUCUUUGAUGGGGUUUAUUUUCUUGAUGUUGGGGCUUGUCAAUUUGGUUCAGAUUAAAUUGGGGGUUUUGUCUUGCCCUAAUAACGGGUUUACACUUCAAGCUGUUGUUCCUCUUGUUAUCUUGGUUCCUUCUGCUCUUGUUAUUUAUUCACUUAUUGUAGUUUAUGCUUUCAUUCACUAAUUACUAGUUGUUGCUGUUUUUUUCUUUCCUGAACCUAGAUUUAUUGAUUGUAUUGAAUGAAAUGAAAUCUUUGCACAUUGAGACGAUC